This is a messenger RNA of Andrographis paniculata, 2130 nucleotides long. Its product is annotated as protein FANTASTIC FOUR 3-like. NCBI's taxonomy places the organism in Eukaryota, Viridiplantae, Streptophyta, Magnoliopsida, Lamiales, Acanthaceae. The transcript has a single exon. The coding region runs from base 1010 to 1870 and encodes 286 amino acids. The record is from RefSeq and is a predicted model, not a curated record.
AUGAAACAAAUUUUUUAUUUUUUUCUGCUAAAAAUUGUGACAUUAGGAAAUGUGGGAUGUCAUUUUCUUGUGGUCCUAAUUGAGAAAAGAAAAGAUUCAGUGGUGUGUGGUUUUUGUGAAAUUGCUUGCAAUUUUUUAUUGAAGGAGCAAGAAUUAGCAGUAGUGUAUGAUGUAUAAUAUUACACUGUGCUUGUCAUUUUUCCUUUUUAGAGAAAUGAUAUUGUAGGGCUUAAAAGACUCCAUUUUUAUUUAUCAAUACAUUUAUUUCUUGAUAGGUCUUAAAUAAUUGCCCUUGAUUGAACUAAGAUGUGAUCAUUGAUCAAGAUUUUGUUUUUAAAUACUCUGCCUCUAGACACUAUUAUGCUGGUUUACUUUUGGGGUGAAAACAUGAUGAUGGUGUGAUUGUCUUGAAUUCAUUUCCGGUAAAUAAAUCCUAGAUUUGAACGAAUCAGAUCCAACCCUUCUCUAAACUGCAACAAAUCCAUUGUUACUGUCUGGUCUUGGACCAUAAAAACAACCAAUCAUUGAUCCAAACUUAGUAGGAUCAUAAUCAUUUCUCUCUUUGUCAUCAAACCCUAAUCCUAUUUUUUAACUCAUUAAUGUGCACAUUUGAUUAGAGAAUCCAUUUCUUGUUGUCAAGAAAUAUGGGGGGAUGAUGGGGGUGUCCCACAUGAAGACCUCUUCUUCCUUGCACACUUUUUGCACCUAUAAAUCCACCCCACCCCCACCCCCUUUAUUUUUAUCAUUCAAAUUCCAUCCUCUGAUUUUUUCUCAAAUCAAAAUCAAAAUCUCAAAUCUCUUAUCACACCACCAUUCCCCCCCUGACAUGUCCUCGUGAUUUUCAAGAAUCAGAUGUCCUCUUCACCUCUCAAAAAUCAAAACAUUGUAACAACAAAAAAUAAAAAGGCAACACUGUCUCUUUGUUCUUCAUCCCCUGAUUUUUGCCCCCUUUUUUUUUUUUCCUUCACAUCAUCAUCAAAUAUAACAUCAAGAAAUAAAAAACAUCAUCAUGUCCUUUGCUUCAAGUGUUUGUCAAGGGCUGCAAUCUUGUUUGGAGCCGCUUGUAUUAGAGCCUCGGGUCAUAAUGCACCAGUUGGCUCCAUCCAAACAGCCCUUAUCCUCCUCCUCAUCAUCCUCGUCCCAAUCCCAAAUGCUUCAAAAACAAGAUGAACUCCUCCUCCUCCAUUCUGAUAAAAAUGGGGAAGAAGAGAUAUAUGUCCACCCCCUUGUGCGGCGAUCAAGCUCUUUGCUCAGCACAAGAAGCCUGGAGAUGUGCACCGAGAGCCUGGGGAGUGAAACUGGGAGCAGUGUAAUUGAUUCGGAGGCCAUGAAUGAACUUUGCUGUAAUGACAAGCAGAAGCCGAAAGGUGGUGGAGGAGGAGAAUCAUGUAAGAAAGUGAAGAAAGAGAGUAAGUUUCCACCUCCUUUGAGUUCCAUCAGUGCAAGUGAAGGGGGGGUUCAAGUUCAGACACAUCGGGAAGGGGGACGACUGGUGAUCAAGGCCUACUCUUUUCCCAUGAGCUCUACGUCCUGUUUUCAGGCGGAGCGCAAGAAUGGAAGGCUGAGGCUUUCCUUGGUUAAAGAUGAUGAUAGUGACGAGUUGUUGGAUUGUUGUGAGAAUAAUGAUGGAGGAGAGGGAAGUGUGGAUGAUGCAGAAGAAGUAGAGGUUGUUGUUGAUGAUGAUGAUGAUGAUGAUGGGUUUUGGGAAGGGAAGAAGAAGAAGAAGAUAGGUGGGUGUAAGGUGGGUAGGGGCGGGGGUAAGGAGUGGGGAAGAAGAAGCAGAAGCAGGUGGUGCAAUGGGGAUGAUAGUAGUGGUAGUAGUAGUGGUAAGAGGGUACCAAGUUUGCCAUUUUGUGUGGCUAUUUCUUGAUCAAAGAAGGCCUUCUUCUUCUUGUUAACAAUUAAUUAAUUAGGAAUGUGUAUUUGGAGUAGUUAUUACUACUAGUCUGGUUCUUAGGGGUUGUUUGUUUUGCAUGGAAUGGAAUGGAAUGUAGAAAUUGGUAGUUAUUAUGGUUACAAGGGUAAGAGACAGCAGCAGCUGCUGCAGCACCACUACAAUUAAUAUAAUGUAAUAUUCCAUUUCAUAUUGAUUGAUUAAAUUAAUGGUUUAAUUCUUCAUUGAUUAUUAUA